Cooperia oncophora is the source of this 372-nucleotide messenger RNA. Lineage: Eukaryota; Metazoa; Nematoda; Chromadorea; Rhabditida; Trichostrongylidae. The record is from the annotation of a GenBank genome assembly.
AUGACUUCAGUGACCCAGAUAGAAGUUAUGAUUUUCCGAUAUACAGUUCGCUUUUUCAGGUUUUGUGGCCGCAUCUGCCGUAAAUCCGAUAUGGCUUUGGUGAAAACGAGGUUACAACUGUACCAAGGGAAGAGCACCAUACUGAACAUGAUUCGCCGAGUUUAUAAACGCGAGGGUAUCAAGGGAUUUUAUAAGGGUGUUACUGCCUCAUAUGCAGGUGUAUCGGAAACAAUGAUACAGUUUGUUAUUUACGAACAUUUACGUGGCCUUCUUCUUCGUCACCAUCUCGCAGAAGGCGAUAAGGAGAAAAUGGACUUUUUGAAUUUCAUGGUGGCUGGAGGUUGUGCAAAGUUUAUUGCAUGUGUUAUUGCA